CGAGAGGCACGUUCAGUCGCCCGGACCCGCUCGGUCGGUCUGAACAGACGUGCAAUACUUCUAAUCGUAUUCCUCGCAACCGGUUGCUCUGUCAGGUCUCCCCGUACCGCGAAACUUCCCUCCCAAUUGUGCGAGAAAACUAUCAUCAAAAGGAUACUCUGUUAUCAGCAGGACCGACGAUGACUCACUGGGACCAGUGUUAAACCCGUUCACCUUUCACGAGGACAUAUCAGAGAUGCGUUGGUUUCGCGCCCACGCCGAGGCUCCGAAACUUUUAAGCCUGAGUCCUCUCCAAGCCGAUGAAGACCUUGACGGGGCAUCAUACCACUUUCAUGCACCGUCUCAGUACAGAGACAUGUCUCCAGUGCGAUGGACCCGGCGAAAGUCGUCGAGUUCGGAAUCCGAGCGGAAUUGCUACAACGUGCAAACGUCGCAAGUGACCACCGAGCGGAGUCCCACGAAAAAAGACAAGAAGAGGAUCCAAGAGGAAAGGCGGAGGAUCUGCGAGAAACGAAAUCCUCUUUUGGACCGAGUGAAGAACACUAGACUAAGUUUCUUCAAGGACCGUGAUUCCGACGACGAGGAAGAGAAGGACGAGCCGGACAAGCAGUUUCGCUCGAUGUGUGAAUUGAAUCAGCGCGGUUUAACGAGGGACGAGUUCCGUAGAUCAGUGUGUGAAUCAGAUUUGAAAGAGAUCAUCGAGGAGGAGAAGAUCCAAGCGAGAAGGAAAAGGCGUUCCAAGUCGCAGAGCAGAUUGCCACAUAGAAAGCACCAUGAAGAGCAUUUCAGUUUUCUAGGUUUUCGACCUUCUGUCAGCCAGAAGGCAGCGACUUUGGCUGGGAACAUUACCGAGGAAGCUGUCAGCCAGCACAGCAGCUGGCGGAAGAGCAGAGAAUUCGUUCUCGAUCACCAGACUGCGAGGAGGUCGAGGGAUCAUGGCUUGGUCUCCAACAGUACUGAGAAUCCAGCGUUCAAAGACGGAUCUCAGUUCGACAGCAUUACACCGUCCAGCUGCUUGGCUGCCAAGUUCCGAGCGAUGCAGGACAGGUACCUGAAGAGCUCCACUAAUAAAUUGAUAGCGAAGAUAUAUAAAAAGGAAGGGACGGACAGGGAAAGGAAAAGACUGAGAAGUUUCUCAUAUGGGACUUUGCCAGGACUUGAAGAGCUCAGGACGAAUCCCCUUUACGAGGAACAGGACCAGGAUGACAAUGACUCUGGAAUUUUGGAUAACGAUUCUGCCACCAGUUCGUUGCUGGACGAUAGAUGCGGCAGCAGUGCUUCUGGUUUAUUAAACGGACCAAAUGACACGUCAAAUUCUCCACCUCAAUUACCACCGAGGAAACCAUCCUCCUCUAUUAUAGACGUAGAAAGAACAGCGAAAUUGUUCUCUAGUUUGGAUAUUUAUUGUGGGAAAAACGAAGGCAAAGCUUGUAAGAAAGACACUAGGUUGAGUCUUGAAGAUUCAGCAAAAAUAUGCCAAGCUGCCAACAGCGAGCUCAUAGAUAAACGAAAUCGUGUAAGUUCCAAGUCUCCAGAAGGAAAAGAAGUGAUCGAAAGGCUUGAUAGUAAGGAUUCUCUGAGCUCAGCUCUGCCUGUUAUCAGAAAUAGGCCUUACACCACAGAGACGAUGGUAGUGAAACUCCCUCGGAAGACUGCUGAUCAGUGUUUGGGUAUCUUCAUCGCGAAAACUGCGGAGUCUAGUCCAGGAUAUUUGGUAGCGCACGUGGUGCCCAAUGGUUUAGCUGACAAGGAGGGUACUUUGAUGAUAGGGGACGAAAUUCUGAUAGUCAAUGGCAAGAGAUUGCGAGGAUUGAGCAUGGCCGAGGCUAGGAAGAUCCUUGGAAGUGGCAGUGGACCCGGCGACGUCGAUAUCGUUGUGUCGAGGUACACUGCUCUGGACCAGUCUCCCAAAAAGUUAACCGAGAGCAGCGUUGACUACGAAAACGUGCACGUUGAAAAUGGUCAUGGUGUUAUUGUGGAAAAUUCCCCUAGAUCGCACUAUAGGAAGCAUCAGACGAAGCACCAUCGCGAUAGGAAGAGCGAAUGCAACAGAUCCACUUCGUCAGAGAAGACAGUCGUGAGCGUGGACAAAAGUGGAUCGCAAAGCGUAUCAAAUUUUUGUACACUACCAAGGAGGCCUAGGAGUACUAUAUCUACGUUCUUGACCGUCGUCUUCCAAAAAGGCCCUGGCAAGAAAUCCUUGGGAUUCACUAUUGUGGGUGGCAGCGAUAGUCCUAAAGGAAGCAUCGGUAUCUUUAUAAAAUCGGUGUUGCCGGGUGGGCAAGCCGCGGAAGAUGGCCGUUUGCGCGCGGGCGACGAGAUUCUGGCAGUUAACGGCCACGUCUGUCACGACUUGACCCAUCGUAAGGCCGUUCAGUUGUUCCGCAACAUCAAAACUGGACCGGUUGCCUUGCACCUUUGUAGACGCGUCAAAAACAAGGAACUACAAACAAUGAAGGCUAAGUCGUGCGCAGAUCUCCUAUUGGUCGACGCAUAAGAUUAGGGGAGAAGAUUGUAAAGAAAGAAGACGCUUUGUAAAAAGUAGAAAUGAAACCUAGGGUCAUUGUACAUAUUGUAAAUUUGUAAAGUUUCUCUUGGAAAUAAAAUUAUUAUUUAAUAAUUGUAAA
Ceratina calcarata is the source of this 2627-nucleotide messenger RNA. RefSeq lists its product as uncharacterized. Lineage: Eukaryota; Metazoa; Arthropoda; Insecta; Hymenoptera; Apidae. The record is from RefSeq and is a predicted model, not a curated record. The transcript is spliced from 5 exons. The coding region runs from base 236 to 2497 and encodes 753 amino acids. Gene Ontology annotation, molecular function: protein binding.